Molecule: messenger RNA, 792 nt
Organism: Culicoides brevitarsis
Lineage: Eukaryota; Metazoa; Arthropoda; Insecta; Diptera; Ceratopogonidae
Product: mpv17-like protein
Exons: 3
Coding region: 174-746 (190 amino acids)
Biological process (GO): cellular response to reactive oxygen species
Cellular component (GO): membrane; cytoplasm; mitochondrion
Source: RefSeq, a predicted model, not a curated record
UUUUUUAACCGAAGUGAAACCAAAAUGUCCCAAUUGAAAGUGAACUAAAAAUAAAGUGGUUAACACAGACAUUUGGCACGAAAAAUUUUCACGUACAACUUUGAUUCAGAUUUUGCAGUUACAGCUGAUGUGUUGACCUGAAAGCGUGAAAAUUGUAAACCAACUUUAAGAUCAUGGUUGUUUUCAGAUUGAUCCAUGAUAUCACAGGACGUUUCAAAGUUGUGCGGGGAGCACUUGCUUACGCAAUAUUGUGGCCCUUUGGAUGUUUGCUGCAACAAACGAUACUUGAAAAACGAACAUUUAAGGAUUAUGAUUGGCAUAAAUGUCUCAGAUACAGCAUGUACGGCGCCUUAUUCAACGGUCCAACGCUUUACUAUUGGAUUCGAAUAGCAUCUCAAAUGUGGCCCAAAUCCGAUAUUCGAUCGUCAUUAGCGAAAGCUUUCACGGAACAAAUUGCUUAUGAUCCCUUUGCCAUUACGAUAUUUUUGUACACAAUGACGCUGGCAGAAGGACACAGUAAAAAAGAAGCUCGUGCCGAAGUAGCAGAGAAAUUUUUGCCAUCUUACCAAAUUGGCUUCAUUUAUUGGCCAAUUGUGCAAACGAUGAACUUUGCCUUUGUUCCGAAGAAAAAUCAGGUGAUUGUUGCGGGAAUCGGAAGUGUUUUCUGGACAACUUUUUUGGCGUGUGUUAAGGCGAUGAAGCGGGAUGAUUUGAAGGAACAACCAGAACAAGUUGAAUUGAAGUAAUUUUAACGAAAAUUUAAAAGAAAAAUUAAAACGUAAUAUAAAAAAA